Messenger RNA from Chaetomium globosum CBS 148.51, 1047 nucleotides. RefSeq lists its product as uncharacterized. NCBI's taxonomy places the organism in Eukaryota, Fungi, Ascomycota, Sordariomycetes, Sordariales, Chaetomiaceae. The record is from RefSeq and is a predicted model, not a curated record. The transcript has 3 exons. Bases 1 to 1047 code for a protein of 348 amino acids.
AUGUCGACUCCAGCUAUCCAGUUCUUGCCCAGGACGGCCAUCGCCGCAUUCGCUCUGAGCACGAGCGAAAUAUACACGUAUGCUCAGGGCUCCAACAAGAAGCUUGUUCAAGUUUCAGGCAGCGUCUCCGAUGCCAAGUAUAGCUCAGAUGACUAUUCCAGUGUCAAUGUAUCUGGAAUGACAACUGCAAAGCUCUUCACCCCUCUGGCGGCAGCUUUCUACCAUGACAAGUCAUCGAAUGUUGACAGACGUUAUGUGUUCUACGUCGACGACAACAACCUUCUCCGCGACGUUUACUUCGAGUCCAACAAGUGGCACAUCGGGAGCCUCUCGGGCCAGAACUGCGUCUGCGCCCCUUACUCAAAACUCGCGGCCAUCCGACUCGUAAAUCCCGGCGGCUACAAUUUUGUCACGGUUUACUACCAGACCACGGGCGAUAAUGGAGACAUCAAGGAGGUCAGCUUGAACAACGGAACUUGGGCCAAGGGCCAGCCAGACCUGGAUGACCCACCUCUCUACGGCACCUCGCUGUCCGCUGUGACGGCGGAGCCUGGCAUCGAGUCGACGUCAAGCUCAACAAGCGACACAGACAAGAGCAGGCUUCCCGUCAUGUUUUUCCAGUACAAUACCCUCGGCCUCGGGUCUUCCCAGGACGCGAUUGCGUACUCCAGAUGGACAAUCGACGACAACAGCAAAUCACUGUCGAGCCACGCGGCCCUCACCGCUGUCGAUGACGGGACAAACCUCUGGGCCUUCUACACCUCAGACGACAACCAGGUACAGCGUGUCCGGAUCGACAAGGACGCGAAUCUAACGCAGCCGACGGCCGUGGCCCUUGACAUGACGCCGAUGCCGGGCAGUCCGCUGGAAGCUGUGUUGGUUACGGACAGCAACAACGACUACAUAGUCCUCUUCUACCUCCUCCACUACGCCGCCAGCGACGAUGUGCCCACCCGCACCGACAUCUACGCCACUGCCCUGUCCAAAACCUUGACAGCCGACGCCGAUACCUGGUCUACCUCGAGCCGGGUGCUGCUUACGGGCUGA